This is a messenger RNA of Osmerus eperlanus (European smelt), 1530 nucleotides long. RefSeq lists its product as uncharacterized. The coding region runs from base 1 to 1530 and encodes 509 amino acids. The record is from RefSeq and is a predicted model, not a curated record. Lineage: Eukaryota; Metazoa; Chordata; Actinopteri; Osmeriformes; Osmeridae. The transcript is spliced from 8 exons.
AUGGCUAAACAAGCUGAGAAAAGGUCUAUUGAUCGCAGAUUUGUUUACUGUCUGCGGUGCCAAAAGCCACAGGACAAGUUGACUAUACACCUGGCCAGGGUCUGUAUGAAAAACAGCACACCAAAAGAAAGAGCGUCUGAGGUGCAGAAGGCCAAGGAUUCCACCAAGAAUUGGACCCGGACCAGGAAUUGGGAUUACAACCGUAUCUGUGAGAUGCUGCCCCACCUGGGAUGUCGUUCAGCCCUGGUGAAGGAGCUUCUUGGGAUGGAGUACUUCAUCAGAAACAUGCCCCCCAAGACAAUGGCCGUAGACUCUGCAGGUGACGGCACCUCAGCAACUGCCACCAGAUGCGUUGGCACCUCAGCAACUGCCAACAAAUGCGUUGGCACGUCGGAUGAGAGGACAGGAGACCCUUCCUGGCAAAACGUACGGGUGAAAAUGCAAAAGGCGGGUCUAUAUUCAAAGUUUCCAGAGGAUGCCACUCUCAUUUCGGACUUCAAAAUGUACCUCACGGACAGUCUCAGUGUCUCCAACUGCCAACAGGAGGUUGACAACGUGUCACGCUUCCUGCGCUAUUUGCAGCCUAGGGGGGAUGAGCCAAAUCUGGACUUCCUCAAGAAGAGCAUAGAAACACGAGAUUACUUGACAAGACUACGACAGACAGACAUGAGCACAGCCACCAUUCUGAACUACAUCAAGAACAUGAUACGGUUCGUAGACUUCCUGAAGACAAAGCUGGAUCUGGGAAAGGAAGGCACAGAUCUCAACUCCAUGUGCCAAGGGUACAAGGAGCUGCUGCAGACACUGAGGAAGCCGGUUGCCAAGGUUCAUUCACAGGCAGUGGUCACCAUGAAUAUUAUUGAAACAUCGAUGCCAUGCCAUCGAUUAUCCGAUGGCAUGCGCAGCGUUGCAGAUUGCCAGGAUAUUUUGAAGGUUGCAAAGGCAGACUUCCUGAAAAUCUUCAAGAAGUUAAUGGAUGAAUCCGAUGUCUCUGAAGUUGAAAAGACGUCAUUCCGCUAUUACUGUGAAGCGGUCAUGGUGUUGCGUCACUUUCAGCUCCCAGGAGCUGUGGAGGGCAUGACUGUGACAGAGUGGAAGAGUAGAAAGCAUGUUGGUAGCAGGGCUGUGUUUGGCAUCCACCACCACAGAACAACAGCACAACCAAUCGUCACAAUUGCCUUGGCACUGGAGGAGGAAGCUUGGUUACAGGCGUACUACGAGGAAAUUCGCCCUGGAUACCUCAAGGAUAGUUGCAACAAGUUUUUCAUUUCAUCCAAUGGCAAACCGGUUCACAGGGUCACAAACGACGUCUCUCGACUCCAUGAAAGCUACAAACUCCAACCUGUCGGUAGUAUUGAGGUCCGAAGGGCUGCUGAGGCAAUGGCAACAGCAACAUUUAUGAAGAGCCAAAAGGAGGAUGUGGCACUUGAUAUAGUCCACAACAGUUUUCUGGCCAACAAGUUUCAUCAAAUGCGAUUGCCGCAGGUUAUAUUGGCCAGAGGUAUAAUGCUGGAAUCCUUGAAUGAGUAA